UGAGUUUGAAUUUUCAGUUUACUCCGUGCGCUCGUGCGGAUAACAUGUGAACGUAGCAUUCGUUGCACGUCAUGUAUUAUCCAUUAAAUUGUCAUUGCACGAAUCGUACGUACUUUAUUUUCUUUAAAUAACUAUUUAAUAUAUUCUUAUGUAUGUUAUUCGUGUUUUAAAAAAAUAUUAAGAUUUAAAUACGACUUAUAUUAUUUAUUUAUUUUAUUUUUUUUCUUUAUUAUUCCAAAUGUACUUGAAUGUCGUGCGAAUAAUGUAUACGCGUUUAAUUUAAACUUUAGUGUGUGAGAGAGUUACAUUGAAGCAAUAGCUAUGUUUUAACAGUGGAUAAAUUUACAUUGUCAAUGUACUGGACAAUUGACACGAACAAUGGAUUCAGCUGAAAAUUUAAACACUGGAACUGACUCCGAUGGAUCUGUUUCAUGGGAAGACUUUUUUGGAGCAUCAACGGAUUUGGUACCGCAGUUACUUGGUAUGUUUGAUGAGUUGGCACGUAAGACAGAUUGUAACAACCUCUACCAUAAUCACAAGCAUCACCACGGGGAGCACAUACCAGCAGCGAUUCAAAAACGUUUAAGUCUGGUAGCGCAUUCUCAACGUAACUCCAUAUUCGGUCACAUCUGUGCUAACUCACAGCAGCAACAACAACAACAGCAGUCUCAGUCCCAGCAUCUUAAACAAGUUGAGCCAAUGCAGGAACAACGGGUUGAGUACAGAGACAACAAGAGUAGAGUUGGUUCAGCAGGAGCUAGCCAAGUUGAAAUAACUGUUAGCAAUCAUGUUUGUACUGAUGAUGUUGCGGUUAUUGAUAAUCAGAACGAGAGCAAUAAUCCUAAAGGAGCAUUGAAUGCUAAUGAUGAUGACAAACAAUUGUUUAGGCGUGAAAUUGCUGAUGGUAGUGGUGGAGGUCGAGGUGGAUUAAUGCCAGAGUAUGGAAGUAGAAGACGUAAACACCUCGGCCGUCCACUAUCAGGCAGUUCAAUUGCCUCAAGCACGUCCUCGAGUGGAUGCAGUAAUCAAGGAAACGCUUGUUCCGCUAAUCCGUAUUUGGCUUCAGUCGAGUCACUGGCCGAUACCUGUGCCAGCUCUCAAGGUUCCGCCGACAGUGGAGUUGUGACAACCUCUGAAGUUAAUUGCCUCGAAGUUAUGAGUGUUAAUAACAAUAAUAAUACGAGUACGAACAAUAAUAAUAACAACAAUAAUAAUAGUAAUAAUAACAGUAGAAGAAUAAGCCGUAGUAUUGAAGAUUCGCCACUUUUGUAUCACCGCGCACGUUAUUGUGAUCCAAAACGUAACCCAGUAGAACGCGUACUAUUGGAAAUAGUUGACACCGAAGCAAUUUAUGUUGAACAUUUGCGACAAGUAAUACAGGGAUAUUUAAUUUUUUGGCGCGAUGAUCCGGCUUCUCUAUUGCAACAUCUCGAAUUAAAUCAUUUAUUCAGUAAUAUUGAGGAUAUAUUUAGUUUCAACAGUGAAUUUUUAAAAGAAAUAGAAGCCUGUGGUUUAGAUCCUGUUGGCGUUGCUAAUACAUUUACAAAACAUAACUCUGGAUUCAAGGUUUACACGGAAUACUGUACAAAUUAUCCACGUACGGUCUCUGUACUUACGGAUCUUAUGAGUCGUGAUGAUACGGCCAAGGCAUUUCGUGAGAGACAAGCGGCACUGGGUCAUGCAUUACCGCUUGGAUCAUUUUUAUUAAAACCCGUACAGAGAAUAUUGAAGUAUCAUUUAUUGUUGGAAAAUUUGUCGAAAGAAUAUGAGGCUGAUGAGAAGAGAAAAAGCAAAGAUUUGCUUACUAAGGACAAUCGUAAUAUCAUUGAAGAGGCGUUGGCUACUAUGACCGGCAUUGCUAAACAUAUUAAUGCUAUGAAACGCCGACAUGAACAUGCUGUGAGAGUACAAGAGAUUCAAUCGUUACUUUACGGAUGGCCUGGUCCCGAUCUUACGACCAGUGGGGAGCUCAUUGCCGAGGGUAGAUUUAGAAUGAGGGGCGCCAAAGCACCACGGCAUGCGUUUCUUUUUGAACGUAUGUUGCUGUUGACGAAAAAAAAAGAAGACGGACUACUCGUGUACAAAGCUCAUAUUAUGUGCUCAAAUUUAAUGCUGAUUGAAAGUAUACCCGGCGAGCCGUGUAGUUUUCAUGUUAUUCCAUUUGAUAAUCCACGUCUGCAGUAUACAUUGCAGGCGCGGAAUUUAGAACAGAAACGUGAGUGGACACUGCAAAUAAAAAGGGUCAUGCUGGAAAAUUACAACGCCGUUAUUCCGAUUCACGCAAGACAACUAGUCCUACAAUUGGGACAAUCACAGCAAGAUGACGAGAACAAUAGCGUAAGUGAUCGUGGGUCGGCGAAAAAAUUAUAUUCAGCGCCACCAGAAUAUUUAGAACGUCGUAAAUUAGAAAAAGAACGUCGUCGAUCAGAAGCAGGCAUUCGUCAAAAAAUAAAAAAAACUAUAACCAACAACAAAACAUUGGAUUUAUCAACUCCCGACUCACCAGCGCCGUCGCGUAAAUUAAAUGAUGAUCAAAAUAUAAAUAAUCGUGACCGGAGUUUGAACCGUUCACUAGACGGACGCGCGUCAAAAGUAAAAGAUCGUUUUACAAACUGGCGACGUAAAUCAGAGCCAGGUUUUCAGUCUUACAUCUCACUCAAUCAGUCUGAUGAGGAAAAAAACGAGGAUAGAAUUACACAGAAUAAUGAUUCGACUGCACAAACUGAGCCAGCAUUAUCACCAGCUGAAAUUACAAACUCAGCAAAUAUUAUUUACGAAAACACGCACAAUUUAUCGGGUAAAAAUUCACCCACUGCAAAUACCAAAGAAAAAGACAUUAAUGAACAACAGCAGCAACAACCACAAGAACAAGAACAGGAGCAAGAAACUAAAGUGCGCACUGUCGAGGAAAUAGUCGGUCAUAUUUUGAUGCAAAAUCAAGAGUUUCAACGCUUAUUGGAAAAGCAACGCAACAAUAGUCUUGCUAACGUAAGACACCAGCGUUUCAAAAAAAAUCAGAGGUCUGUUGAUACCUCGGAUGAUAGUGACAAUGGUGAGCUUAAUUAUUCAUCAGAUUUUAAUAACAUUAAUAGUAGUAAUAACAGCAGAGUAAGACCGACUCGUAUAAUCAGACGGGAGCAUCGACUAGUGCGAUCUAAUAAUGCAUGGAAUAGUUUGUCAUCCCAGGGAGUGCGCGACAAUCAGCCGAGCUUGCAAUUGCAGUACAAUAAUUUGCAUAUCGAUGACAAUAAAAAUCAAUCGAAGAUGAAUCGAGUCCAGGAAAAACGGGCCGUUUUUGAAGCAUUCAAAAGACAGAGUAUCGUCACUGAAAGUAAAAUAAUAAAAACGGCAUUACGCAUGCGUGAAAAUAGUCCUGAUAAAGACAAUAAAAUUCAGGAUAAAAAUAUAAUAAAUGGCAGUACAGAUACCGUAAGUCCGACGAAAGAUAUCGAUGAUUGCAAUUAUGCGUGGGAUGAAUUUAAAAAUGAAAGAUGUUCGAAAACAAGCGCGGACAGCCCGACGAGACCCGCUGUUUGGUUGACGAAAUUAUGCCAGGAUUUGCCGACGUCACCGCAAAAAAGCGGCUCGCUACCGCGAAGUUUCCAGAUAAAUCAAACGGAUCCGUCAAAAGCGACGGCUGAUAUUAAACAGAUCAGCAAAGCUAGAUUUUUGCAACGAGAUGGUAAACCAAUGAGCGAACGUCCAUUUACAAUAGCGUCUGAUAAACCUGGAGAAAUAAAUCUUGAUGAUAUGGAGCAGCGUUACACCACAGCUUCUUACGAAACAGACAAUAAAAUAAAUAACAAAUUUAAAAAUUCAAUUUCCGCAUGCUCGGCAUCGACAUCAGCAUCAUCAUCGACAUUUUUUUAUUCCGUAGAUGAUAAUUUAACUGACGGAGACUCGGAUAUUCACACAAUUGCUACCAGUACCAGUACUAAUAUUCAUCCAGAUCAUAAAAUUUACCGCGCUAAUAAUAUUAGCGGCAGUACGAUGCUAAAAAAUGUACUGUCCAAAGCCGGAAGUAGACUGCAAGGUCUAAGAUCAACAGUCAGCGCUGAGACACUUGAGUGCACUGAUGAUUUUGAUAAAUCAAAACGUUUUCCAAGUUGCAAAAUAAAAAAGAAAAAGAAAUUCAAUAAUAAAUUGCGGCUGUCACGUGAAUCUUCGACGGACGUUGAUGAGCCUGUGAUUGGUUGCGUACCUGGUGGUAAUUCGUCACUCGAUUUAACGCACUUGUAUUACAAACAAGGAAGUUCCGGGCUAGGAGCACGUAUUGCUCAAGCCGACUAUGCCGAUCCAUCGGUACUAUUUUUUGAUAUCAAACGAGGGGAGUCAAAUAUUAGUGAUAAUAUUUCCGUUGAUAAUUCAAAUGUUAAUUUGAUUGGAAAAAUUGAUGGUGUGAAUAAUGAUGAGGAUGAGGAUGAUAAUGAUAAUGAUAAUGAUGAUGAUUAUUAUGAGGAUGAUGACGAUGGUGAUGAUGAUGACAGAAGACAAAGACUAGCAAGUGAUGGAGACAAUUAUUAUGAAAAAUGUUUUGAAUCAAUUGAAAAUUACAUUGAUGAGACUGAUGAUGCGUUUAGGGACAGUGCAAUAUUUAGUGACGGUGAUGAAGUUGUGUCACCUUUAAUUAAAAAUAAAUUAGUAACAAGGACUACGCCAACUACGUCAUCAGUAGUUACGUCUGAUGAUAAAAACAUAAAUGAUAAUAAUAAUAAGUCAAGUGAUAAUAAUUUUUUAAAAAAACCAAAAAUAGCACCACCAGUACCCGUAAAACGUAAAAUAAAUUUAAAUGAUAAAAAAUUAAUUUGUGAAAAUGAUAAUUUAAAACCUAAUGUUGCACUAAAACCGGAUAAUUUAAAAUUGCGUACGAGAUUAAUUGUUGGUAGUAAUAGUAGUAGUAGUAAUAGUACUGAGUGUGUAAAAAUAACGGUAACUAAGGAAACGAUUCCUAUUCCUAUUUCGUUACCGAGUUACUUAACAAGUAAAAGUGAAUUUAAUUGUACGAAUAAUGCUAGUGGUGAUGACGGUAAUAAAAAUAAUGAUGUAUCAGCAGGGCAAAGUCAAGCUGGGUGGGUUAAAAAAAUGGUAGGACAAUUGCAGGCACAAAUAGAAACGUUGUAAUCAUAUGUUUAUAAUGUUAUUGUUAAAUUGAACAUAUCAAUAUUUUAUAAUAUGCAUUAUCGAUUAUCAGUUAUGUAGUUUAUUAAUGACUAGAUGAUUUAUGCAAUAGUAGUGGAAAUUAUUAGAAAAAACUAGAUAAAAAUUGCGGCGGAAAAAAUUUAUUGAGUAGAAAUAUUUUUGUUGAAAAAACUUUUUAAAAGUCAAGUAAAUUUUAUACAUCGGGUUCAGUUAUUUUGUAGGAUAAACAUUUUUUUUUUUAAUUGUUCUUGGCAGUGGAUUUAUUGAAAGAAAAUUUUUAUGUGCGACUAAUCUGGACAGAAUAUCGGAAACCAAAAUAAUCGUUAAUAUAAAUAAGACACCAGUGAUACUAUUUAUUGUAAUUUAAAAAAUUUUUGUAGUUUUAUAAAUAUCUUAUUUGAAAAAUUAAAAAAAAAUAUGAUGACUGCAAAAGUGAAAUAAGAAACGCUGUUUUUUUUUCUUUAUUCUUAUUCUAGUUGUGAAAUUUAAUUAAUUUAUUUUGUAAAGUAAAUUAAUUUUGGGUAUUUGUUAAAUAUAUAUAUGUGAUAAUUUUCUCACUGUUAUUGUCCUGCGGUUAUUUUUGUCCUGCUUCAUACUUCAAUUUGUUAAAAUGUCAAUCAAAUUGAUAAACAUUUAUUUUUUAUUUGAAAGAAACUGAUUUAAAAAAAAUAGUUUUUAACAAAUUAUUUUAAUGCCCUUUUCAUUUUUCUAAUUAAAAAUUUAAUUACAGUUACAUAUUUAUUUCACAUAAAAUUGUGACGUCUAUGGAUUUUUUUUUAAUAAAUCCACAAUAAAAAUUUAAAAAAAAUGUAAAAUAAUAUGAAGGUGAU
Microplitis demolitor is the source of this 5969-nucleotide messenger RNA. RefSeq lists its product as uncharacterized. NCBI's taxonomy places the organism in Eukaryota, Metazoa, Arthropoda, Insecta, Hymenoptera, Braconidae. The transcript has 5 exons. The record is from RefSeq and is a predicted model, not a curated record. The coding region runs from base 379 to 5121 and encodes 1580 amino acids. Gene Ontology annotation, molecular function: guanyl-nucleotide exchange factor activity.